AUGUUGAGGACGCUAUUAGGAGAGACGUUGACGGACCUUACGUUUGACAAAGCCGUACAACGUUGUGUGGCAAUGGAGCAAGCCAGUAGGGAUGUGGAGACGCUCAGAGGAGAGGCAGGACUCCAACCACGACCACACGAAGACACGGUCGGGAUGGCUGAGGUUCAUCAAAUGACAACGGGAUCAACCACAUGUUAUCGAUGCGGAGGAGCACAUGAAGCCAGAGAGUGUCGAUUUAGAACAGCUACAUGUUUUCGUUGUCAAAAACAAGGACAUGUACAAAGGAUGUGCAGGACCAAACCAGGUCCAAGAAAAGAAGUCCAAUCUGACAAGGGACCAAUUCGGAAGGAAAAUAAGAAGAAACCAGCGAUGAAAUGCCUGGAAGCAUGGGAGAAGGAGGAACAUAGUGAGAGUGACAGUGACUUGUACAACUUGUUCAGUCUUGGCAGAAACCACGCCAUGGAGGUACAGGUGCAAAUUGAACGGAAACCCAUUGUCAUGGAAUUAGACACUGGGGCGGCCGUAUCAGUCAUAAGUCAUGAGGAAUACAAGAGGAAACUAAGACAGCAGGUCUCCAUCAAAGAGACAGAUCUGUUGCUGCACACGUAUACUGGAGAGACCGUCAAACCAAUGGGAGUGUGCACAGUGAACGUAGAACAUAAUCACCAGAAACAACAGUUGCCCUUGUAUGUACUACCCGGAAAAGGGCCAGCUCUUUUGGGACGAGAAUGGCUGAAAGCCAUCCGACUGCAAUGGUCACUCCUCCAUCUGAACGCAACUCAAGAACUAGAAGACCUGCUAGCACGACACCCCAAUGUGUUUGGAUUGGGGUUGGGGCGCAUGAAAGGCAUCAAGGCCCGAAUAGCGUUGCGGAGUGACAGCACACCACGUUUUUGGAAGGCAAGACCGGUGGCUUUCGCGAGGAAGAAAGCCGUGGAGCAAGAACUAGAUAGGCUGGAGUCUGAGGACGUGAUAGAACGGGUACAGCACAGCGAGUGGGCGGCGCCAAUAGUUACUCCUGUCAAGAAAGGAGGCAACGUUCGGAUUUGCGGCGAUUUUAAAGUGACCGUUAACCCACAGCUAGAGAUAGACACCUACCCACUCCCUCGAAUUGAGGAGAUUUAUGCAGGCUUGGGAGGAGGGAAACACUUCACAGUCAUCGACCUGAAGCAAGCCUACUUGCAAAUGGAGCUGCAAGAAGACUCCCAGUUGGCAAUGACCAUCAACACCCAUAGGGGCCUGUAUCGGUUCAAGCGCCUACCGUUCGGAGUAGCUUCAGCCCCAGCAAUAUGGCAACGAGCGAUGGAACAAGUUCUGAUGGGAAUACCGGGCACCAGAUGCUACCUGGACGAUAUCAUCAUCACGGGCCACACCCUAGAAGACCACUUGACCAACUUGGAGAUGGUUCUUCAUCGGCUGGAGGAGUAUGGCUUGAAGGCUAACAAAGGGAAGUGCAAGUUCUUGAGCGAUUCCGUAGAAUAUUGUGGCCACAUAAUAUCGGCGAAAGGUCUACACACAUCGGAAAAGAAGACACGAGCCAUCACUCAGAUGCCAGUACCAUCUAGUAUUCAACAGCUGAGGUCUUUCCUUGGAAUGAUCCAAUAUUACGCCAGAUUCUUGCCAAAUCUGUCGACGGAGCUUGCACCUUUGCAUGACCUGUUGAAAAAGGACGCCCCGUGGGAGUGGGGUGAAGACCAGGGAAAAAGCUUCACCAAGGUCAAACAGAUGUUGUUGCAAGAUAGGAUUCUCACACAUUUUGAUCCUGGGUUACCAGUAACACUUGCUUGCGACAGUUCAUCCUAUGGACUAGGCGCAGUCCUUUCACACAUGUUUCCGGACGGUAGCGAACGACCCAUCGCAUAUGCUUCCCGUUCUCUAAGCGGGGCGGAGAAACAGUAUGCGCAAAUAGAGAAGGAGGCGCUCGCACUUUACUGGGGAGUAAAGAAAUUCAGACUGUAUCUGGAAGGGCACCGGUUUACACUAAUCACCGACCACCAACCACUGAAAUUUAUUUUGAGCCCUGACAAGGCUAUUCCAGUCACCGCUGCAGCUCGACUACAACGCUGGAGUUUGUUUCUGGGAGCAUUUACAUACGACAUCCAGUACCGGCCAACAGGGCAACAUGCCAACUGUGAUGGACUAUCACGACUACCUGUGGAUGACGAGAUUCCAGAUCGAACAGAUGAUACAGCCAUUUUUUACAAUAGCAUUGUGGAUACCUUGCCGGUUACAGCAAAAGAUAUUGAAAGGGCAAGCAGACAAGACCGCCUCAUAUCUCAGGUCAUGGAGAUGGUGCAGCAAGGAGGGCAGUCACUGGAUACAGAAAAGGAACUGAUCCCGUUCAACAGGAGGAGAAACGAAUUGAUUACACAUCAGGGGGUCCUGAUGUGGGGAUCUCGAGUGGUGGUACCAACCAAGCUUAGAGCAAGGGUGUUGGAAACCUUGCAUGAGGGCCAUCCCGGGAUGGUGAAAAUGAAGGGUUUAGCUCGGUCAUUCGUGUGGUGGCCGGGCAUAGAUGGAGACAUUGAAAGAGAGGUUCGACACUGUGUAGGAUGUCAAGAGAAUGCGAGGACACCUGGUAGAGGGCCGCUCCAUAGAUGGGAGUACCCAGCUAAACCUUGGCAGAGGCUGCACGUAGAUUUUGCAGGACCCCUCGACGGACAGAUGUAUCUUUUGGUCAUCGAUGCAUACAGCAAAUGGCCUGAAAUUUUUUCCAUGAGAAGCACCGUGGCUGAGGAGACAGUGGCAACUUUGCGGACAUUGUUUGCUCGAAUGGUAUUCGACAUGUCACGGGGGCACCAUAUCAUCCCGCGACGAAUGGUCAGGCGGAGCGUUUGA
Molecule: messenger RNA, 2838 nt
Organism: Corticium candelabrum
Lineage: Eukaryota; Metazoa; Porifera; Homoscleromorpha; Homosclerophorida; Plakinidae
Exons: 2
Coding region: 1-2838 (945 amino acids)
Molecular function (GO): zinc ion binding; nucleic acid binding
Source: RefSeq, a predicted model, not a curated record